Molecule: messenger RNA, 6444 nt
Organism: Symbiodinium sp. CCMP2456
Lineage: Eukaryota; Dinophyceae; Suessiales; Symbiodiniaceae
Source: the annotation of a GenBank genome assembly
GAUGUUUGGGUGCCGCCGUCCAACGGCCUGCAGUGCUCUCGCAGCGACGGGCGCUGGGGCAUCACCGUGCCUGGGCCCGGGCCGCAGGGCAGAGAGGUGAAGUGGUUCGAUGCGGCGGUCAUCGCCCACAACGGCAAGUGCGCCGAGAGGCUGACGUCUUCGACCCCGGCCCAUGAGGUCCAUGCGCUUCUGCGGACCAACUUCGCCUGCUCUCUGCCACGCAAUCCGCGGCCUGGUAGCGGGAGAUUCACUUUGAACCAGAUCUACUCUUUGCUCUUCGAGGUUCCCAGCGGGCUCAUGCCGGCCAGCUUCGACGCGGCUUUCGUGGAGGACGAGCCCAUCCUGCGCUGGCUGUCGUCGAACACUGCAAAGCUCCGCCAGGGCGGUGACGGUGAGGUCUGGACCGCUCUGAGCUCUGCCCCGUUUGGAAAGCAGCACAAGGCCCCCCAGGAGUUCCUGGAAGGGACCCCCAAGGAGACCGAGGUGGUGGAGCUCAUGCUGGGUGCCGUCGAGCGUGCCGCGGGACUCGCAAAGGGGAGCCUGCUCGGCAAGGUCCGUGCCACGAAGCUCCAACUCUGGGGUGCAGCUCUGCCCAUCACACGCUGGGCAAGCCGGGAUGCGGUGGAUUUCGCGUGGUCGGCGGGCCAUCGCAUUGGCAUCGCAGGCGACUGGCUCAGUGCCACGCCGGCUCGGGCCUCUACCAUUGAGGCCGCAUGGCUCUCGGGAGUUCGGCUGGCCGAGCACAUCGCUGCUCAUGCAGGCGAGGAGGACGGGGACGGCGGGGACGGGUCCACAGAUCGUGUCUCCACGUUUGCGACCAUGAGUGCUUCAGAGCGCAUGAUCAUGAGGACGCCGGCAUCCAGCUUGGUCGGUGUCCGAGUCGCUUUGCUCAAGACUGUACGACAUCAGUCAACGCCUGAGGCCAAGACGGAGGUGUCUUCUUACCCGUCGACGCAGAUUUCGGCACAGCAGCCGGCGAGGCUGUGGCUCGCUCGACCUCCUGAAGCUCUGAAGUCCCACUGUCAGCUGCGACUGCUCGUUAAGGUUUGGGUGACCGAGCCCGCAGACGAGCCGAAGGGCAAAGGAAAAGGCCGUGGCUCUGGCAAGGCACAGAAGGAUACUUGUAGCAGUGUCUUCGUGUCUCGUCGGGACUCAGUGUCUCGCCUUGUGCGCCGCAGGGUUGGAAAGGCAAAGCUGCGAAGUCAAGCCGAUAACCCGAUGCGCAUGGUGCCGAGUCCUGUGCCCCAAGCGCGUGUGAAGCUGCGACCUUGUGAAGACAUCUCCUGCGAGGAAAGGCCUUCGAUAAGUGGUCCGUCUGGCUGCAGUGGCUACGGGCAUGGCGAAGGGUUCCAGCAAGGUGCUACGGGCACCGCUGGCAUGCAGACCGGCAAGAGCGGAAAGGAUGGAAAGGGUGACGGCAAGAGCAGAGGCAAGAACAGCAAAGGAGGCGGUGACAGAGAUCGUGCACAAAAGGCAUGGUCCAGUGAAGGCAACUCCGAGGCACUGUCUGGUUUCAAUGCCAUGUCAGUUGCGGCGAGCAGCUAUGUUAAGAAGGCCCCCAAGCAGGUGAAGGCCCCGGCAGAGAUGAAUGCACCCUCCUACGAGGAGCGCAAUCCGUAUCGGCUCAAGAACCAUAUUCGCGCAUGGCACACGGAUGGUUCCACCACAUCUGUACCCGAGCCCUAUGGAAGCUAUCCAGAGGCGCAGCUGCCCCGUCCGCUCUUGGAUGGCUUCAAGCGCGCUGGCUUCCAGGCCCCGACCCCCAUACAGGCACAGGUGUGGCCCAUUCUAGACAGUGGCUGGGAUGUCAUCGGCAUCGCCAAGACUGGCUCUGGCAAGACCCUGGGCUUUCUGGUCCCGGCUUACCGGUGGAUGAGCGCCAGCUACGUGGCAGGUAUCCGAACCCUGAUCAUGGCACCCACGAGGGAGCUGGCCACACAGAUCCAUGACGAGGCCAGCAAGUUCGCCGGGGCCUCGGGCUGCUCCAGCGCCUGCGUCUACGGCGGCCAACCCAAGCGCGAGCAGCUGCCGGCCGUGCGGGCCGGAGCGCCAAUCCUCGUGGCCACGCCCGGCCGCCUCAACGACUUCCUGGAGUACAAGGACAUCAAUCUAUCCGGGGUGGGGUAUCUCGUCUUCGACGAGGCCGACCGAAUGCUAGACAUGGGGUUCGAACCACAAAUUCGGGACAUCAUGAAGAAGGUGCCCAGAAAGAGGCAGACGCUGAUGUUCAGCGCCACCUGGCCCGAGGAGGUGCAAAACCUCGCGCAUGAUUUCCUCAGCUCGCCCAUCCAUGUGCAAGUUGGCGACACGUCCUCCUUAUCGGCUAACGAAGACAUCAGUCAACAAGUGUGGAUGCUGAAUUCUUCAGACGACAAGGAUGCGGCUUUGGUAGAGGCACUGCAGCUCUAUGGAGGUCCUCGCCAGCGAGUUCUGGUGUUCGUGGCAAUGAAAAAGCAGUGUGAUAUGGUGAUGCGGAUGCUGCGCAAGUAUCAGAUCUCGGCCAACACCAUGCACAGCGAUAAGGACCAGCAGCAGCGCGAGGAGGCAUUGCAGCAAUUCAAGACCGGCGAGACGGCAGUGCUGAUAGCCACGGACGUCGCGGCACGUGGGCUGGACAUUAAAGGCGUGACCAUGGUCAUCAACUACGACUCCGCCAACAGCACUGAAGAUCAUGUUCACAGAAUAGGAAGAACAGGCCGCGCGGGGCAGAAGGGGCACAGCAUCACUUUUCUCACCAAGUCAGGUGAGGAUGCCUGGAAGGCCAUCGGCAUCGCAGAGGUUAUGCAGAAAGCGGGCUGCGCCGUCCCUCCGGAGAUGAAGCAGGUGGUUGAUCGGAUGCUGUGGAGGCGGCAGCAGUCCCAGCAGAACGAUUCGCGCUGGGACAACUUGCCGAAGGUCCUGAUGGUGGCCGAGAAGCCUUCCGUAGCCAAACUGAUCGCGGAGAUCCUGUCUGGGGGCCGCAUGCGCUUUCGUAAAGGCCAAAGCCGAGCUGUACAAAUCUACGAGUUCAACAGCUGGUUUCCACCAGCGCAUCAACAGUGUCGGAUCAUGCAGACCUCCACCAUCGGCCAUGUUUUUGGAUUGGACUUCAAGGAGAAUCGCCCGAAAGAUAUUGCGGAGCUUUUUCAUGAUCCCUGCAAGAAGACCAUCGAAGAUGGCACGGCCAAGAACAGGAUCGUCGAGCACUUCCAGGAGCUGGCCGCAGAAGCCGACUACUUGGCGCUCUGGCUCGACUGCGACAAGGAGGGAGAAAACAUCUGCUUCGAGGUCAUUUCUUUGUGCGAGAACAUCCCUCGCGAUAACAUUUACAGGGCCCAGUUCUCCGCCUUGACCGAGCCGGAGCUGCGAGGCGCCUACAACAACUUGGGCCGGCCGGACAAGCUGGCGGCCCAAGCCGUGGAUGCUCGGCAGGAGCUAGACCUGAAGAUCGGUUGCAUCUUCACGCGGCUCAUGACUCGCCAGUUUUUGCGCUACGCAAUAGAGAAGUUCCGCCUGCGAGAUCAAACUUGCUUGAGCUACGGGCCUUGCCAGACACCCACACUUUGGUUUUGCGUCGAAAGGCACAAGGAGAUUCAAAACUUCCAGAGGCAAGAGUUCUACAAGCCCAAAGUUUCUGUGAACUUGGACGGCUGGCCUUUGGAGUUCGAUUGGCUCCACGACCAGACCUUUGAUGCAGGUCGCGUGAAGUCCUUGCAGUCACGGGCACAGUCGGCGAAGCAGGCAGUCGUCAAGGAGCUCAGGACCACUGCCAAGACCCUGAAGAAGCCGGUUGGCCUGAACACCGUGCAGCUACUGAAAGCCGCGAGCACUGGUCUUGGAAUGUCGCCGGUGCAGUGUAUGAAGGUGGCUGAGCAUCUUUAUACCUCUGGCUACAUCUCCUAUCCCCGCACCGAGACAACCAGGUACUCGGACACAUUUGACCUUCACGCAGCCUUGCGAGAGCAAGCAGACCAUCCGGCCUGGGGAAAGACGGUGAGCCAUUUGCUGCGCCAAGGGCAGAUCCGGAAUCCGAAGACUGGCCGCGAUGUGGGGGACCACCCACCCAUUACUCCUAUGAAGGCCGCACCCCGGGACGAGUUCAGCAAAGGAUCUGAGUGGCGGCUCUACGACUUCAUCACCAGGCACUUUAUCGCCUCACUGAUGCCGGACGUGGAGUAUGAUGAGAAGGCCCUGAUCGUGAACGUUGGUGGGGAAGACUUCGCUUACACCUUCCACGAGAUGCGGGAGAGGGGCUUCCUCUUCGCCAUGCCCUGGAAGAGCAAAGAUCUGAAUCUGAACGAGAUCGACUGGGCCAUGCCCCGGCUGGCACCGGGAAGCCCUCUCCGUGUGGAGGAGGUUUGGGUCGAGAGCGAUUUCACAAAGCCACCAGACUACUUGAAGGAGAGUGAGCUGGUGGCUCUGAUGGACAAGCACGGCAUUGGUACGGAUGCCAGUAUCCCGCAGCACGUGGAGAACAUUUGCAACCGGAACUAUGUGAUGGUCUGUGGUCCUGGAGAAGACGGCCAGCGCGGCGAGAGAAUACCAAAGGGAGGCAAGAAAGGCAAGGGGAAGGGCAAAGGCAAGGGCAAAGACGGAAAGGCUCAAGGCGGCGAGAAGCCGCAAUCGCGGCACAUGGUUCCGACAUCACUGGGACUCAGCUUCUGCGCAGCUUUCGAGGAGCUGGAUGCAGAGCUGUGCCGGCCGCCCAUCCGAGCCUACAUGGAAAAGCAAUGCCUACAGGUAGCGGAAGGAAUCCUGGACAAGGAAGAUGUUGUCAACGAGAACAUCAAGCUCUUCGAGACGAAGUUCCACAGCUUCAGGGGACGUUUGAGCCAGCUGGAUAAGUUUUUCGUCUCGAAGGAGCAGAUUGGCAACAGCAUGGGAUACCGCGGUGGAGGAUCGGAGAGCGACAUGAAGAAGCCGCGGCCGGAAGUCGGUCUGGCGAAGACGGGCAAUGAUCGUCGAGAUCGUCUUGGAGGGGUCCAGGAUGUGAAGAAGAGUUGCGGCUUUGCGCCACAGUCCACGCCAAUGUGGGUGCGCCAGAGCCGGCAAGGGCCGGAUUUGGCUUCGGGCGAGGUGCCCGGCAUGAGCGACGACCUCCUCGAGCAGGUCCGUACGCCGGGCGGAUCUUUGGAGGAGAAGCUGGAGGCCGUCAUCGACGUUUUCCGGGCCAGUCAGCGGCACCUCGAGAGCUGCCGGGAAGCUUUGAGGAGACAGGCACUGGAGAGGCGCCAGGCAGAGGGCCGGGAGCGCCUGCCUGCAGAGGUGGAGGAGGUCAUCUCCGGGGGAACGUACCUUGACUCCUUCCUGGAGGCUUACGAUGGUCAAAGCUUUUUGCUCCACAACGAGGAGAUUGUUCCCUGUCACGAGUACCGGCUGGGUCUGGAGGUGAACUCCGGCGGAGCCUACUGGAAGGGCAUCUCCAUCCAGGAGGCCGCAGUGCGGCAUGACGUGCAAGCUGUUGCUGGUGCCAGCGGCCUGGAAGGUUCCAUGAACAUCAUCUCUCAAUUCGGCGCUGCACAGCGGGGUGCCGUCUUGGCUUGGCGAUGGCAGCACGUUUUGGACGCCGGGCCUUACGACCUGCCGGAGUGGCUGGCGAAGGCCUUGGCCACGGAAGGCAACGACCCGCUGCGGAAGCUGCAGGCAGAACUCGAGGCGGUCCGGCGCUGGGAACACCAGGUGCAGCAGGACACCUGCAAAUACAUCAAAGCCAACAACGAAGUCAAGGACAUUUACAUUCGGGAGGUGUUGAGACUGUGGCCAUCCGAGACAGACCAUCAGGGUGUAGAGGUCUGCAAGAAGUGCGCAUGGGUGGAGGGCCUCGACGCCACACUCUUUACCUCGCGGAACAUCCUGGUACAGAGGGUGCCCUACGACGACAGCCACGCCUUGGCGCUCCAUGCUUGCAUCGCGCGCCGACAAGUGGAUGAGAAGGACAAGGAUCAGAGCCCACCCUAUCGGCUCAUCACCACGUGGAUGUGGGUCCAGUGCCCCCAUGCCAGGGCUGAGGCCCAGGCCAGCGCGGCGGAACCGGCCCAUGCGGCUGCACAGGCGGGUCAGGCGGCCUCUCGGUCUCGGACGGGGAACGCCGAGGUGGUGCAAAUCGCAAAGGGAAAUGAAGCGAGCGGUGGCGUCAGUCGGACCUUGAGCAUCCCUUACGAGAUCCGUCCGAGCACUUUCAGCGGCGCUCCGCACGGUGCCAUUCAAGGCGACGCGAGAGCCAUGGGAGCCACAAGUGCGUCCAGCACCUACCUCGUCUCGCGGCCGAGUACGGCAGGGAGCUUGUCCCGGCCGUUGAGCCUGCAGCAGAAGGUACCGGCCCCGGCGAUGCCAGUGCCCGUACCCAUGGGCCCCGCUGUGGCGAGUGUUGCCACACCUUCGAAGGUUUGGUUCUGUGCUCCGGGCUCUCCGCCCUUGGGCACCGUCACCGUGGGGCCGGGCUCGGUCGGCUCGGUUCUGCGCUGA